GACAUCUCUCAAUAUCUCGCAUCUUUUCACGAGAAUACAAAGAUGGCGCAGCAAGGGCAGGGUCAAGGGGAUCAGAGAGAGAAGAAGAAAAAGGAAAGCAUAUUAGAUUUGAGCAAGUAUUUAGAAAAACCCAUCAGAGUAAAGUUCAGUGGAGGACGAGAAGCCAGUGGAAUUCUGAAAGGGUUUGAUCCUCUUCUUAAUUUAGUAUUGGAUGGCACAACAGAAUACCUCAGAGACCCAGAUGACCCUUUCAAGUUGACAGAAGACAAUCGCCAUCUAGGCUUAGUGGUGUGUCGGGGGACAUCUGUAGUUUUAAUAUGUCCCGCUGAUGGGAUGGAGGCCAUACCAAAUCCUUUCAUACAACAGGACGGCUGAUAUUAUGCUAUAAGUGGAUCAUAUGUUCUGAUUUACUUGGGUUGAUAACUGUAUAUUUAGACUGAACUAUAAGACUGAACCAAGAGAUUGUGUGUAUAUAUAGACUGGCUGGAAGAAAAUCUCAGUCUUUUGCCCUUGAGUAAUGCAAUGAUAUUUUUGAAAUAAACGUUGACACCAUCCAUGUGGAUAUACACUGAAUAUGAGCAUGUUGCUUUGAGAGGGUUUUGAUGGGCGUUGCAUAGUGCAUAUAGCUGUCAACUAGACUAGAUAUAGAUGUUUAAAGUGAUUUGAAAGCACUAAGAAUGCUAAGGAGGAUAUCACAGACAACCACAGAGCCACCAGCAUAUUGUACAUCCUCCACUGUGUAUUCAUAUGGUAGCAUUACCAAAUUGAUAGAGACAGCUGUAAACUUGGAAGACUGGGUAGUUCAUAGACAAGACGGUGUAUUACCUUCAUCAGCAAGUUAAAACCUGUGGAGGUGGUGUAAAGUGUCAUAAAAUGGCUAAUCCACAGCCAGUAAAAUGUCAUUUCAGAAUCCUUGUCAUUUGAAGCUAGGGGAAGUCGCCCUGGCUUUACAUGUGUAAAGAUAAAGAGUGUAGUAAAGUAAUUUGUUUUGUAAAACGUGGUUGUAUUUGUUUACACAGGAUAUUUCAUAUACUUUCGUUUUCCAUGGUUGGUGAUUACAGUUCAGCUCAGAAAAAAAUGGAAUGUUUCAAAAGUUACACUUUUUAACAGCUUAACUGGUUACUUUUUAUAACGUUGUCCCUCUUUUAUAAAUGGAUUGUGUUACUCGAACCAAGAACAUAAAUUGAAUUUUCAACGUCCUUGCUUAAACAAAAUGAAUGUCAGCUCACUGAGGUAUCAACAGACAAAAUAGUUUGGUGAUUCAUUGCAGCAUGGGGUGUUAUCCCCUGUCUAAACAGACUGUGACCACAGAGGUGUCAGCUGUGAUACCCUAUACGUAAUUAUCGCUUUUAGCUAGAUAGUUACUUAUGGAAACAAGAGGUACACUGUAAAAAAACAGAAAACAAUAUAGAGCAUUCUUUCUGAGCUCAUCUGUGAGAACAUUCACAUCGAGAAGAGCCAAGGUCUAGCAAGGCCGAGACCUAAAUAUGGCGGACCUACAUGAAAGGAAGACCGC
This is a messenger RNA of Lingula anatina, 1516 nucleotides long. Its product is annotated as U6 snRNA-associated Sm-like protein LSm7. Gene Ontology annotation, molecular function: RNA binding. The record is from RefSeq and is a predicted model, not a curated record. Gene Ontology annotation, cellular component: U2-type prespliceosome; Lsm1-7-Pat1 complex; U6 snRNP. NCBI's taxonomy places the organism in Eukaryota, Metazoa, Brachiopoda, Lingulata, Lingulida, Lingulidae. Gene Ontology annotation, biological process: nuclear-transcribed mRNA catabolic process; mRNA splicing, via spliceosome.